AUGAAAGAAGCUUUAACCCUUCACCUGGCAAGCAAGUCCCACGAGCUAAAUCACAAUGACCUAAUAGCUCUUGAUAGGCAGAUAAUCCUAGAUGUGAUCGACUUCAAUGGAGAUUUCGAGGGUGCUUUCGCUGAAUAUGUUCCCGAAAACGUUAACUUUCUCAUUAGAGGAUGUCCAAACUAUGUCGACAUGGAAACAAAUACCCCCGAGCCACGUCUCCGUCAGCGGCUUAUCUUUGAGUCUAUUGACGCGAUUCAGCAAUGCUGCAAUAUUCGAGACUUGAAGAAUAGCAUGAUUCAGUUUUACAACACAAUGCCGGCAUCUACUCGGAAGUUUUCAAAGUGGCCCUCAAAUUUUAGAGAACAAUCAGAUAGUCUACACUUUUAUCGAACGCUACUGCAAAGUAGUAAGGAAAUGAAUAAUCCAGAUAAAGUAGAACAGGCUAUAAAAUGCAUAAUUGUUCUUCCUGGCAGCAAUGCGGACCCCGAACGCAGCUUCUCCGCUGCGAAUAGGCUUUCGAGAGACGAAAGAAGCGAGAUAAAAACUGAAACUCUUGAUCACAUUAUGACGGUGCAACGUAAUGGACCUACUGUUCUCACUGUAAAGGUACAGCAACUAGCUUCUCAAUGGAUGCACCCUGCUCCAGGUGAUGCAUUAGCCACACUGCAUGUAAGGCGUCACAUGGUAGUUCACGGACUCAAUGCGAGAGAGGACGCCGAUGAUAUUAAGAACCUACUGCAGGAAGAACUCGCCAAAAUGUCUAUCUUUUCUGUCGGAUCACCCGCAAAACCAGAAUGA
Molecule: messenger RNA, 798 nt
Organism: Cylicocyclus nassatus
Lineage: Eukaryota; Metazoa; Nematoda; Chromadorea; Rhabditida; Strongylidae
Source: the annotation of a GenBank genome assembly